CAAAUCCGAAGUUGCUGAGCAAUUUCCCUUCCACGAGCUUCUUCUGCGGCUCAGAAGAAAAGAGAGAAAGAGAACGAAAAGCGAAACUCCACCGGGAGAGAGAGAGAGAGAGAAAGAAGAAGAACGAGAACGACGUGUCGUCACCAGAUCCAGCGAACGACGUCGGAGAACGAAGGAAGGGACCGAGGGUAGCGAUGUCGUCUACGUUCAGCGGCGAUGAGACCGCGCCGUUCUUCGGCUUCCUCGGCGCGGCGGCCGCGCUCGUUUUCUCCUGCAUGGGAGCUGCAUAUGGGACAGCCAAGAGCGGGGUGGGCGUAGCAUCUAUGGGUGUGAUGAGACCUGAGCUGGUUAUGAAGUCCAUAGUGCCAGUGGUUAUGGCAGGAGUGCUGGGUAUUUAUGGGCUGAUUAUCGCUGUCAUCAUUAGUACUGGGAUUAAUCCCAAGGCGAAAUCUUACUACCUCUUUGAUGGGUAUGCACAUCUUUCAUCUGGCCUGGCUUGUGGUCUUGCUGGGCUGUCAGCUGGGAUGGCAAUUGGAAUUGUCGGAGAUGCGGGUGUCAGAGCUAACGCGCAGCAGCCAAAGCUUUUUGUCGGGAUGAUCCUUAUCCUCAUUUUCGCUGAAGCACUGGCUCUCUACGGCCUUAUUGUUGGCAUCAUCUUGUCUUCUAGGGCAGGCCAGUCCAGAGCAGACUGAAGACGACCGAGUGAUGCAUUACUGAACAGAUCAAUUUGUUCUUCAGGCUCUAUGCAGAAUAAUUAUGUAGUCUCAAUUUAUAGCAUUAGUUGGACAGCCCUCGCAAGAAUCUGAUCUUCUUGUUGUCUUUCCGAGAUGAGAAAAGAGCGUCUCUGCAUGAGAAAGGCUUGUGAAGUUCUUCUUUAAUUUGUGUAUUAUCCAUUGUAAACCUUGAUUCUGUGACUGAUAUUCUUGAGAUUUCAUCGUGCAUCUCAUCUGGAUUGCAUAUAUGUUCCAUGGCUUGCAAUGCAAGUCUCUUGAAGAA
Messenger RNA from Eucalyptus grandis, 996 nucleotides. Its product is annotated as V-type proton ATPase 16 kDa proteolipid subunit. Gene Ontology annotation, biological process: proton transmembrane transport. Gene Ontology annotation, cellular component: proton-transporting V-type ATPase, V0 domain. Lineage: Eukaryota; Viridiplantae; Streptophyta; Magnoliopsida; Myrtales; Myrtaceae. The record is from RefSeq and is a predicted model, not a curated record. Gene Ontology annotation, molecular function: proton-transporting ATPase activity, rotational mechanism. The transcript is spliced from 3 exons. Bases 195 to 692 code for a protein of 165 amino acids.